GUAUUUUUAUACUUCAGAUGGUUUUCUUCUGCUUUCACUGUGGUGCUCAGUACAACCUAAGAAGUCAAUUAACAAGACAUGUAAGUGACAAACAUCCUAAGAAGAUGCUUCAGUGCAGAUUUGGCUCUUACUUGGUACCAACAAGUAAGAGGUUCCGCCUGAUUGAGCAUGAAAAGAAUGUCCAUAGACAUAUUCUGAAUCCAAGAACCAACAACAGAGAACUUGUAAUCCCAGAAACCCCAACAAGAAAUCCAGUGCCAACCUCUAAUUUUAAUACAAGACAAAGCUGCACAGUCACUAGGCCAAGAGAAGUAACACCACCAACAUCACCUAUAUUAACAAUGUCUAUUAAACCUAUUUCUCCAUUGUCCGAAAUAUCCUCUUGUAGCAUUUCCUUGGGAAUUGAGGAUUACAGCUCCGUGUCACCUGUCAAGAAGAACUUAGUGGAUCUUUUUGACUCUCCUACAAGACAGGCUGUGGAAGAGAACACAGAAGAAACUAGUAUGGUACCUGAGAAACCAACAACAGAACCCUCCAUAGUUACUACUACUUUGAGGGAUAGUAGGCAUUUGGCUUUGCCAGCUAUUGGAGAUGAAGUCUGUCCUGAAGACAGAUUUCAGGCUCCACCCUCCCGCUUCCAGUGUUCCUAUGAAGCUUCCAAGUGCAUGCUAGUGGCCGAUAAGGCAAAGAAGACAGGGAAAUAUACAGGCAGUGUAUUGCCAGUAGGAUAUGGAUGUGUUAAGAAAGAAGAAAUAUGUAUUCUGCCAGAUGGAACAGUUUACAAACUGUCUGCAACAUGGGUACCAGAUCCAUCUUUCCAAAUUUUGAAGUCGAAGGACAUACAUACAGACGAGCGUCAAGUGCAACAAACCAGUACGCAGACAUACGAUAAGCGGGUUGUGCUUGCAACAACAGUCACCCAGAGAGGAGAGUUAUUAAGAAAGAGAGAGAAAUCCAAACAGAAGAUUGUAGAGUGGUAA
Messenger RNA from Mytilus trossulus (common blue mussel), 980 nucleotides. RefSeq lists its product as uncharacterized. The record is from RefSeq and is a predicted model, not a curated record. Bases 18 to 980 code for a protein of 320 amino acids. NCBI's taxonomy places the organism in Eukaryota, Metazoa, Mollusca, Bivalvia, Mytilida, Mytilidae. The transcript has a single exon.